Molecule: messenger RNA, 1920 nt
Organism: Thelazia callipaeda (thelaziosis nematode)
Lineage: Eukaryota; Metazoa; Nematoda; Chromadorea; Rhabditida; Thelaziidae
Source: the annotation of a GenBank genome assembly
AUGGGUACGGAAUCAGUUUGGUGUGCUUUUUUUGUCAGUCUAUUAUUAUUUGCUAUUACGGAAUGUGUAACACCAUUCUUGAAUAAUUACUUGGAUGCAUCAGCUCGGAAUUCCUUGAAUGCAGUCUUUCUCAGUGCCAUUGAAAGUGAUCAAUUGUCUGCUAUACAUCAUGGCUUGGCGGGUUUAGAAUUAGCAGGGAUUCCGAUUGAUGCCAACAAAAACCAGGUUCUUUGCGGUAGAGUUAAAAAAGUAAAUAACAAAGAACUUGUGCAGUUAUAUCAUGCGCUGAGUGCUGCAAAUGUUCUGAAAGAUUGUGCACUUUCCGUACCAAAUGCUAGAGAAACUGUAGAAGCUGUUCUAAAGCAGGAUCCUAUAAUUUCUCAAAACUUAUAUUUUGCUCUUGCUGUGGCUAGCUAUUUAAAGCUCAAAGUAGAUUACGACAGCUUUUCUAAAGCUUUAACUUCUGCAUUAGCGAAAGAUGAUGGAGUAAUGAGUCUUGCUUAUGGUUUGAAUGCAGCAACUUUUUUGGAUAUCAAAACUGCGGAAAAAUUUUCAGUACGUAUAGAAGAUCUGAUUGGUCAAGCAGAUGAAGUGGAUGGCAGGUUUCUGGUUCUAGAAGGUGGUUUAUCAAUCACAGCUUUUGGUGUUCACGGAAUUUACAGCUUGGCCGAUAAGCUCAAUAAAUCACCAAAUGUUAAAAGUGAUGAAGCAGUAAAAUUGGCAAAUUAUUUACUUAGUCGUCGAAAUGUACAGUCAUAUCGUGAUGCUCAUCUUCUAUUAUUGACACUGAAAAAAUUUGCCAGCAAUAGCUUUCAAAUUCCUGUUGUUUUCUCAUUAGCGUCUGAAAUGUCGAUUGAUACCAGCAAGCCUUUGGUUAUUCGUGUCUCAAAUGUGUUGGGGGAAUCAGUUGGACCGCUAUCAGUAACAUUGGAUACGGCAACGCAUACUGCUUCUAAAGAAGUUGUAGCAUCUCGGAAAGCACUAAAGCAGCUUGCGUCUGAUAAGACGAGUACUUUGUAUGAAAUGUCUAUUGAGAAUGCUAAACAACGCGGCUUUUACAAAAUAGUAUUUACUGCUGGAAGCCAGGAUAAGCGUGUGGUUGGGACAAAUGGCGCAUCUUUGAUGGUAAAGGUAAUGACGAAAGUACGUAUCGAAAAUGUUACCUUAGCAGUCUUUGAUCGAGAACUUGUAAAGCCGUCCUCUCCCAUUUCAGUCAAAGAAGGUUCAAAGUUAGGAAAAAUUCUAGAAGCAGACGUGCAUAGUAAAAUGGAGAUAAGGUUUAAAAUAACAGAAGCAAGGACUGGCGAGACGAUUGUAGUCCAUCAAACAUUUGUUGCAUUCGUCCACCAAGUCACUCAUCAAGAAAUUAUUUUUGUUGCGACACCAGAUGCUAAUCGUGGCUAUGUAUUUGACGUAGAUUUCGAAAAAGUUGCAAAGGAUUUUGAAGGCUUAUCAGGUCGCUAUACAGUACGAUUGAUAGUGGGAGAUGCGGCGAUAUCCUAUGCGUUUGAUUGGAAUUUGGUGGAUGUUAAUCUCAGACUUCCAUCAUUACCAUCUCAGAAAAUUAAAAAAUCAGAACGCGUUGUUUACGAAAAGUUGCCAGAAAUCAAGCAUACAUUUCGAGAGCCGGAGAAACGACCACCACAGACUGUUUCAAAUACUUUUGUUUUCCUUUGUGCAUUUCCACUACUUAUCGUUCUCAUUCUGUGGUUACGCAUUGGAAUCAAUUUCGGGAAUUUACCGGCAUCGCCUUUUGUUUUGGUUUUUCAUGGAGGCUUAAUAGGAAUAUUUGGAUUAUAUUUUGUUUUUUGGAUACGAUUAACAAUGUUUGAAACUUUAAAAUAUUUAUCAUUGGUAGGGGCUGUAACAUUCUUUUCUGGAAAUCGUUUGUUGCGAAUACUUGCUGCUAAGCGAAAGUAA